Peromyscus leucopus (white-footed mouse) is the source of this 3899-nucleotide messenger RNA. It is a transcript of the gene Ednrb, whose product is annotated as endothelin receptor type B. NCBI's taxonomy places the organism in Eukaryota, Metazoa, Chordata, Mammalia, Rodentia, Cricetidae. Gene Ontology annotation, cellular component: membrane. Gene Ontology annotation, biological process: regulation of blood pressure; enteric nervous system development; G protein-coupled receptor signaling pathway. The record is from RefSeq and is a predicted model, not a curated record. The transcript is spliced from 8 exons. The coding region runs from base 155 to 1483 and encodes 442 amino acids. Gene Ontology annotation, molecular function: endothelin receptor activity.
GCUGAGAUCCCGCUGCGAGUUGCAAGCCCCCUGGGCAGUUCGAGGACCUGGAAAGGAGGUCCCCUGCUGGUGGCUCUGAGCCUGGGGCUUCCAAUUCGUGCGAGACUGAAAACAGCGGAGCGGCUACCGGACUCUCACUAAAGCAAGCUGUAACAUGCAGCCGCCGGCAAGCCAGUGCGGACGCGCCUUGGUGGCGCUGCUGCUGGCCUGCGGCUUGUUGGGAGUUUGGGGAGAGGAAAGAGGAUUCCCACCUGCCCAAGCUACACCGUCUCUUCUGGGGACUAGAGAGGUAAUGACGCCACCCACUAAGACCUCCUGGACAAGAGGUUCCAACUCGAGUCUGACGCGUUCCUUAGCACCUGCGGAGGUGCCCAAAGGAGGGAGGGUGGCUGGAGUCCAGCCAAGAUCCUUCCCUCCUCCGUGCCAACGAAAUAUUGAGAUCAGCAAGACUUUUAAAUACAUCAACACGAUUGUGUCCUGCCUCGUGUUCGUGCUAGGCAUCAUCGGCAACUCCACGCUGCUGAGAAUCAUCUACAAGAACAAGUGCAUGCGAAAUGGUCCCAAUAUCUUGAUUGCCAGUCUGGCUCUGGGAGACCUACUACACAUCGUCAUCGACAUCCCCAUUAACGUCUACAAGCUGCUUGCAGAAGACUGGCCAUUUGGAGCUGAGAUGUGUAAGAUGGUGCCCUUCAUACAGAAGGCUUCUGUAGGGAUCACUGUGCUGAGUCUAUGCGCUCUAAGUAUUGACAGAUAUCGAGCUGUUGCUUCUUGGAGUCGAAUUAAAGGAAUCGGGGUUCCAAAAUGGACAGCAGUAGAAAUUGUUUUAAUUUGGGUUGUCUCUGUGGUUCUGGCUGUCCCUGAAGCCAUAGGUUUUGAUAUGAUUACGACAGACUACAAAGGAAAGUCUCUAAGGGUCUGCCUGCUUCAUCCAGUUCAGAAAACAGCCUUCAUGCAGUUCUACAAGACAGCCAAGGACUGGUGGCUGUUCAGUUUCUACUUCUGCUUGCCACUGGCUGUUACCGCUAUCUUCUACACCUUGAUGACCUGUGAAAUGCUGAGGAAGAAGAGUGGCAUGCAAAUCGCCUUAAAUGAUCACUUAAAGCAGAGACGAGAAGUGGCCAAAACGGUAUUCUGCCUGGUCCUGGUUUUCGCUCUCUGUUGGCUUCCGCUCCACCUCAGCAGGAUUCUGAAGCUCACGCUUUAUGACCAAAGCGAUCCUCACAGAUGUGAACUUUUGAGCUUUUUGUUGGUUUUGGACUACAUUGGAAUCAACAUGGCUUCUUUGAAUUCCUGCAUUAAUCCAAUUGCUCUGUAUUUGGUGAGCAAAAGAUUCAAAAACUGCUUUAAGUCCUGCUUGUGCUGCUGGUGCCAAACAUUUGAGGAAAAACAGUCCUUGGAGGAAAAGCAAUCCUGCUUGAAGUUCAAAGCUAAUGAUCACGGAUAUGACAACUUCCGUUCCAGCAAUAAAUACAGCUCGUCUUGAAGGAAAGAAUAUUUGCUUAAUCUCAUCGUCCUCAUUUUAGACAGAUAUCAUUGGAACAAAAUGAAACCUUCGCCAAAUCCAAUGGAAAGCAGUGUUUGCAGAAAGACAUGCACAGAUGUAAGAGGGAUUAUUUUCAACAGUUGUGACUUUUAACACCUGAUAUUCAUGAGCUGUUUACAACCUAAGAAAGCAAUGAAAAUGGAUGAAGCCUCCGUGGGAAGCACUUAGAUUUUUAGUCAGCACUUCAGCACAGCUCUUAAAAGCUCCCAGUAUAUUCAUAUGCCACUUACAUUUAAAAACGAGUUAACUCAGAACUUCUCUUAAGGAGUUUAUCAACCAGUCAUAUGAAUCUGAGUCAGGGAAAGUGUGACAUUGGGAAAAAAAAGUUUAAAAUGAAGUUUCAAGUACUCAAUUUGAAGCUUAAAAUAAAUCCAUUAAUAAACUUUUUAUGCAUAAUGCCAUGCCAUUUAAAUUGUAACUGUAUGUGAAAUGUGAAAGCAAUGUGGUUGGUGUACUCUUUGGGUCAUUACAGACACCGAGAUGAUCAGAAGCGGGUAUAAGAAAGAGAGAUGGGGAAAUGUUUGGAAAUCAUUAUGCUCUUUACAUUCAAAUAAGAGCAAAUGUCACAGAGAAAAAACAUGGGGAUGUGUGAGCUGCUCUCACUGAGACUUCUGAACUUCCCAUUCACACACACUAAAGAAAAACACAGAACAGAACACUACCUAUGAUUUCUCAUGGUUCUUUCAAAUAUCCUUCCUUUUGAUUAGUUUCAUCAUCUGUAAAUACUUAGUUACAUGCACUACAUGUAGAUGAUUUAACAAAGGGCAGGUCCCAGCAUUCAUAGCUUUAUGACGAAGAAAUGCCAGUAACCAGGUAAUAGACAGAAUGUGAAUUGCCUGGUGCAGUGUCCACAUGGCAAAGAAGCAAGGCGCAUCCUUCCAGCCGUGCUACGGUUAAAAUGGUCACAGCACGAUAUGAUAGUUAAAACACCAUCUUUUAGAGUCAUAGAAAUUAGUCAUUGUAACCAGCUAUGUUGGAGUUAUAUUGCUAAUUUUUUUAUGUUAUUUCUGGAAAAAGUCAGUAGGAAGGUGAUCUGGACAUGGUGCUUUUUCUAAAACUUAAGAGGCCAAACUGCUUUGGGAGACGGCAAAACGCCCCACACUGUGUGCGUUCUUAAUCUGCUUCCCCGACAUGCCCUAGGUUCACUCCGGAUGAGCAGCGUGUGAAGAAUGCCCAAGAGAAAACCAAGAGAGAGGAAAUGAGGUGGGGUAGGAGGAAGCCUGUGGGGGAAGAGUCCCAUUCUUAGCCCUGCCUUCGUCACUGCUGCGUCAUAUCAGAGCGAAAGGUCCUGGGUUGGCUCCAGCAAAACACAGUGCAGCGUUCUCAGGGUGACUGGGGAACAAGUCAAGCCCGAGAGCUUUAACUUUGUCUUAAAAUAUAACAGAAUUUCCUUUUUUUUUUUUCUUUUAGUAACCCAGGCCACAUGUUGAAAAUGAGCUAAGAAUGCAGUUUUCUGCCAAAAUCUACUGUGGCAAUACAAUAAACCCAAAUACGACAAUGAGGUAAAAAAAAAAAAAAAAAAAAAAAAGGACAAUAAUGAGCUGGCAUGCCACAAGGACUCUGCUUAGGAGUCACCCAGAGUUCUGGUUUAUGGGUUCCGUCUCAUCAUUUUUUACAAAUACUUUUCAUCAUAAAAAACAUCCCAGAUUUUCAAUUUUCAAUUAGCUAUGGGUCUCCAGCACUUUCCCAGUGUGAAUGAACGUGUUUUUAAUUCCCAUCAUGUUUUAGAUGGAUUUUAUUGCUGUGUACUAAGUUCUUGCAUCUUAAUGUCCUUCUAGUUUAACCCAAAUGCUUUUCCCUCUAAAUGUCAGACUCGUGAGCAAAAAUCAUCUUGCCAAAUUAUGAAAUGGCAUAAGUAAACUAUUCAUACAGUAUUUGCAAUACAAUUGCAUUCAGUGGCUUUUUUUAUUCAAAAUUUUAGCAUACAGAUAAAGGGUGAUAAGAAACAAACAUAACCUCUGAAUAAUUAAAAAUCAAGAUAAGAAAACAUGCCACCUUCUAACUUUAUAGCAUAUUUGAUAAUAUUCAAGCUGCCUAAUCUAGUGACGCAUAAAAAUAGUGUUAAUAAGGAUGUUUUACGUCAAAAAAUUGAUAAGUGAUUUUAACCUAUUUUCUCCUCAAUUACCAGUGCUAAUGUUGGUCUGUGUUCAAACAUUUCGUAUAUCGACAAUGUACAACAGGCCAAGGAACACUGUUUUCAUCGAAACUUGGGUUUGUUGUAUCUAACAUACAAUAGUAGUAUAGUUAUGUAAAAUAAUUGUGUUUUGUUGUGAUAUGGUCACUUAAAGUGGCAGCUGGUAUAAUUGCUGACUUUGUAUUGUGUGAACAAACCAAUAAACAUUCAAUUCAUUUCCAA